Porites evermanni is the source of this 4938-nucleotide messenger RNA. NCBI's taxonomy places the organism in Eukaryota, Metazoa, Cnidaria, Anthozoa, Scleractinia, Poritidae. The record is from the annotation of a GenBank genome assembly.
AUGGUCAAGAUUCAAGAAGCGAUUUACCAUGGCAUGAUUGCUGCAGAUUUUCUCUAUAAAACUAAACGAGUUUUCCAGGCUAUCGAGCUGUGGAACGAGUGCUUAAUACUCUUAAACAACAAAGCCUUACAAAACGAACAUGAACUUGUUAGAAAAGGGAGUAUAGCGCUGUAGAAAAGGCUGUUUAAUGGAUAUACUGCUAUUACAAAACUUUCGCCAGCAAUAGAAUCUGGCAGAAAGCUUUUAGUCCUACUUCGUAAUUGUGAUAGAAAAAAAAAAAAAGAAGGUAAGAGAGCCUUGAAUUUAUCAACACUGUACCACCAAAAAAGUGAAUACAAGGAAGCACAAGCAUACCUCGAAAGAGCACUCUGCGUUAACAAAGAAAUCGAAGACAAAGGCGGAGAAGCGUCAUGCUGCAGAAACCUAGGAGCUGUGUUUAAAUCUGUUGGUCAAUAUGAAAAGGCUAAAGAAUAUCUUCAUAAAGCGCUUACCAUCAACACAGAAAUUGGCGACAAACACGGAGAAGCGUCAUGCUACGUAAACCUAGGAACUGUGUUUCGAUCUGUCGGAGAAUAUGCCAAGGCUGAAGAAUAUCUUCAUAAAGCACUUACCAUCAACACAGAAAUUGGCGACAAACACGAAGAAGCGUCAUGCUACAUAAACCUAGGAACUGUGUUUGAAUCUGUCGGACAAUAUGCCAAGGCUGAAGAAUAUCUUCAAAAAGCACUUACCAUAGAGACAGAACUUGGCCACAAAGACGGAGAAGCGUCAUGCUACAUAAACCUAGGAACUGUGUUUCGAUCUGUCGGAGAAUAUGCCAAGGCUGGAAAAUAUCUUCAUAAAGCACUUACCAUCAAGACAGAAAUUGGCGACAAACACGCAGAAGCGUCAUGCUACAAAAAACUAGGAGAUCGUUUUCAAGAUGUCGGAGAAUAUGCCAAGGCUGAAGAAUAUCUACAUAAAGCAAUUACCAUCAACACAGAAAUUGGCGACAAACAAGCAGAAGCGUCAUGCUACAUAAACCUAGGAGCUGUGUUUGGAUUUGUGGGAGAAUAUGCCAAGGCUGAAGAAUACCUUUAUAAAGCACUUACCAUCAACACAGAAAUUGGCAACAAACACGGAGAAGCGUCAUGCUACAUAAACCUAGGAACUGUGUUUCGAUUUGUCGGAGAAUAUGCUAAGGCUGAAGAAUAUCUUCAUAAAGCACUUACCAUCAAGACAGAUAUUGUUGAUAAAGAGAGAGAAGUGACAUCCUACGGAAACCUAGAAAUUGUUUUUCCAGAUGUCAGAGAAUACGCCAAGACUGAAGAAUAUCUUCAUAAAGCACUUACCACCAACACAGAAAUAGGCCACAAACACGGAGAAGCGUCAUGCUACUUAAACCUAGGAAAUGUGUUUGGAUAUGUCGGAGAAUAUGCCAAGGCUGAAGAAUAUCUUCAUAAAGCACUUACCAUCAACACAGAAAUUGGCGACAAAUACGGAGAAGCGUUAUGCUACAUAAACCUAGGAACUGUGUUUGGAUCUGUCGGACAAUAUGCAAAGGCUGAAGAAUAUCUUCAUAAAGCACUUACCAUAAACACAGAAAUUGGCGACAAACACGAAGAAGCGUCAUGCUACAUAAACCUAGGAGCUGUGUUUGGAUCUGUCGGACAAUACGCAAAGGCUGAUGUAUAUCUUCAUAAAGCACUUACCAUCAAGACAGAAAUUGGCGACAAACACGGAGAAGCGUCAUGCUACAUAAACCUGGGAACUGUGUUUGAAUCUGUCGGAGAAUAUGCCAAGGCUGAAGAAUAUACUCAUAAAGCACUUACCGUCAACACAGAAAUUGGCGACAAACACGAAGAAGCGUCAUGCUACAUAAAACUAGGACUUGUGUUUAAGUCUGUCGGAGAAUAUGCCAAGGCUGAAGAAUAUCUUCAAAAAGCACUUACCAUCGAGACAGAACUUGACCAUAAAGACGGAGAAGCGUCAUGCUACAUAAACCUAGGAGCUUUGUUUGAAUCUGUCGGAGAAUAUGCCAAGGCUGAAGAAUAUCUUCAUAAAGCACUUACCAUCAAGACAGAAAUUGGCGACAAAUACGGAGAAGCGUCAUGCUACAUAAACCUAGAAGCUGUGUUUGAAUCUGUCGGAGAAUAUUCCAAGGCUGAAGAAUAUCUUUAUAAAGCACUUACCAUCAAGACAGAAAUUGGCGACAAAGACGGAGAAGCGUCAUGCUACAUAAACCUAGGAGCUGUGUUUGGAUCUGUCGGACAGUAUGCAAAGGCUGAAGAAUAUCUUCAAAAAGCACUUACCAUUGAGACAGAACUUGACCACAAACACGGAAAAGCGUCAUGCUACAUAAACCUAGGAGCUGUGUUUCGAUCUUUCGGAAAAUAUGCCAAGGCUAAAGAAUAUCUUGAUAAAGCGCUUACCAUCAUCACAGAAAUUGGCGACAAACACGGAGAAGCGUCAUGCUACGUAAACCUAGGAAAUGUGUUUAAAUCUGUCGGAGAAUAUGCCAAGGCUGAAGAAUAUCUUCAUAAAGCACUUACCAUCAACACAGAAAUUGGCAACAAACACGGAGAAGCGUCAUGCUACAUAAACCUAGGAGAAGUGUUUCGAUCUGUCGGAGGAUAUGCAAAGGCUGAAAAAUAUCUUUAUAAAGCACUUACCAUCAAGACAGAAAUUGGCGACAAACACGGAGAAGCGUUAUGCUACAUAAACCUAGGGACUGUGUUUGAAUAUGUCGGAGAAUAUGCCAAGGCUGAAGAAUAUCUUCAUAAAGCACUUACGAUCAACACAGAAAUUGGCGACAAAGACGGAGAAGCGUUAUGCUUCAUAAACCUAGGAACUGUGUUUGGAUGUGUCGGACAAUAUGCAAAGGCUGAAGAAUAUCUUCAUAAAGCACUUCCCAUCAACACAGAAAUUGGCAACAAACACGGAGAAGCGUCAUGCUACAUAAACCUAGGAGAAGUGUUUCGAUCUGUCGGAGAAUAUGCCAAGGCUGAAGAACAUCUUCAUAAAGCACUUACUAUCAACACAGAAAUUGGCGACAAACACGGAGAAGCGUCAUGCUACAUAAACCUAGGAACUGUGUUCGAAUCUGUCGGAGAAUAUGCCAAGGCUGAAGAAAAUCUUCAUAAAGCACUUACUAUCAACACAGAAAUUGGCGACAAACACGGAGAAGCGUCAUGCUACAUAAACCUAGGAUUGGUGUUUGAAUCUGUCAGGGAAUAUGCCAAGGCUGAAGAAUAUCUUUAUAAAGCACUUACCAUGAUGACAAAAAUCGGUGACAAAGACGGAAAAGCGUCAUGCUACAUAAAUUUAGGACAUCUAGUAUUUAAAGUUGGCGAACGAGCGAAGGCUCAAAAAUAUUUUGAGAAUGCUCUUCAAAUUAUCAGGGGGACUGGAAACAUCGAAAUGCAAUUUCAAACUUUCCUUUAUCUACAUAAAUGUUGUUUAAAAAUAACAGGAAACACAUCUGAAGCCUUAUCGAAUCUCCGGACAAGCAUUCAAAUUUGCGAAAAAAUGCUUCUUUCUUUAGGAAGCAAAGAUCGCCGCAAGAUAUUAUUUUUUGACGAGCACGCGUCUCCCUAUCGGCUAUUUUGUUCAUUGAGUUGUUCUUGUGGGAAACCGUAUGAAGCCUUACACGUUGCUGAACUUGGACGGGCCAGAGCUCUAGCAGAACUUAUGUCAAAUCGGUACUCGAUUAAAAAGGAAAUAUCCAUCAACAUACAAUCGUUUGUUGACAUCGAGGAAGUAAUUACGAAAAAUGGCAACAGCACCUGCCUAUACAUCUCCUAUGACUACCAUGGCAAUAUAUUUCUGUGGGUUUUGACCCAAAAAUACCCAGUAGCUUUCCGAAGAACGAAACUUUGUGACAGCUUUGUUAGCAAGCACGGAAAAAUCUCUGUGGAUGACCUAUUUAUUAACGGAAUCUUAUUAAGAAAUUUUCACGUUUUACCUCAAGAGCAAUGCGAAGACCGAUCACUGUUCUCUUCAUACGCCAACCAACUUACAAACGAAUCAAAUCUCUCAUCCUUGCGUCCUGUUUUAGAUGAGGAAGAAGUAAUCACAGACCCUGAACUGCCAACACUUUUUCAUGUUUACCGUAUGUUGAUUGCUCCUGUACGUGAUUUGCUAGAAGGAUCUGAAAUCAUUGUUGUUCCUGAUCGCUGCUUCUUCCAAGUUCCCUUUGCAGCAUUACAUGAUGAAAGUAAGCGCUAUUUAUCAGAUUCUUUCAGGAUACGCAUUGUCCCUUCUUUGACGACUCUCAAGCUCAUUAUGGAAAGUCCAGCGGACUCUCACAGCGAAAAAGGUGCAUUACUUGUGGGUGAGCCAAGUGUGAAGGAUGUGUAUUUCAAGGGAAAGUUAAGGUAUCUCUGUCCAUUGCCUGGCGCGAAAGAGGAAGCAGAGAUGAUUGCAAGCCUGUUACCUGAAUCUCACCUUUUAAUAGGAAUGAAAGCAACAAAGCAAGCAGUUCUUCAGAGAAUAGCCUCAGUGAGUCUCGUACAUUUCGCUGCUCAUGGUGAUGCCGAAAGAGGAGAAAUUGCUCUUAGCCCCCCUGACUCCACAAUGGGGACUCCACAUGAAGCAGACUACUUACUGACAAUGACCGAUAUUUCACAAGUUAGACUGUCAGCCAAACUGGUGGUCCUUAGCUGUUGCCAUACUGCACGUGGACAGAUCAAAACAGAAGGCGUUGUUGGAAUCGCUCGAGCAUUCUUAGGAUCAGGUGCACGCUCAGUGUUGGUGGCAUUGUGGGCCUUACAAGACGGAGCAACAGAGCAGUUCAUGAGAAGAUUCUACGAAAACCUUGUCCAAGGAGAAAGUGCAAGUGAAUGUCUUCACCGGGCCAUGAAGUGGAUGCGAAAUAACGGUUUCUAUGAAGUGAGGCAGUGGGCACCUUUCAUGCUGAUUGGGGAUGAUGUGUCAUUUCACUUUGGUGAGGAAAAGUGA